Messenger RNA from Pestalotiopsis fici W106-1, 1572 nucleotides. RefSeq lists its product as uncharacterized. Gene Ontology annotation, molecular function: transmembrane transporter activity. Gene Ontology annotation, biological process: transmembrane transport. The record is from RefSeq and is a predicted model, not a curated record. Lineage: Eukaryota; Fungi; Ascomycota; Sordariomycetes; Amphisphaeriales; Sporocadaceae. The transcript has 6 exons. Bases 1 to 1572 code for a protein of 523 amino acids.
AUGAACGACUGCAAGCAGUCCCAUCGAGACAAUGAAGUCCCCCACGAUGAAAAGGACGAAAUGGAGAAGAUCAAGCCUAGGGAAAGUCGUGGUGUCGGAAGUAUGGUUGAUCUGGGUGUCAAUCCGGUACAUGGUGACUUGAAUCUUGUUUUCGUUGAACAAGCAAUCGAAAGGAUCGGCAUGGGCGCUUUUCAGUGGAAGCUUGCUUUUACAUGUGCCUUUGGAUUCAUUGUCGAUCAAAUGCUCUUAGUUUCCAUCAGUCUUGUACCCACCCAAGCUGCAGCCGAAUUCGGUCCAGAAUACUCGACACUAAUUUCUCCUUUCAACUAUGCUGGCCUUUUUCUCGGUGCAAUCGUCCUCGGACUCCUAGCCGACACAAUUGGAAGAAAGCUAGUAUGGCAAACUUCCCUAUUUGCUGUCUGUAUCUUUGUUAUGGCAGCUGCGGGUUCUCCUUCCUGGGGUGCGCUCACGGGCUUCGUGACGAUAUACGGCUUCUUUGCCGGUGGCAAUCGUGAGAUUUUCAAAUUUCUUUUCUUUUCUUAUGAAGCAAACACUGAUACUCUCCUCCUCCUCCUCUCAGUUGCCAUUGACUUGACCCUACUCGCCGAGUGUUUACCUGCGCGAUUCUCAUUUUUGCUUACCGGAAUGGCCGCCGUUUGGGGCCUGGGCAAUGCCAUCACAGGGCUGAUCGCUUGGCCUCUGCUUGUCAACUUCAGCUGCAAUGGUACAACGCCCGACACGUGUCCCAAGUCAGAGAACAUGGGAUGGCGCUAUCUCUACAUCACUCUUGGCGGUCUUUGCCUAUUGAUGGCCGUUGGAAGAGCUCUGGUACUCAGUGGAAGCGAGUCACCGAAAUGGCUGGCAUCAAGAGGGCGUAUUGAAGAAGCGGUCACUGUGCUCAACCACAUUAGCAACACCAAUGGGUCCGGGUACCAAGUCACAAUGGCACAAUUCAAUUUGCCCGGAGACGAAGCUCACCACAAGAACAUGUCACUGAGGCAGAGUUUGAGUCGCACAAAUCAGUUAUUCAAGGGCGCACAAAGAGUUCGUCUCAUGAUCUGCUUAAUGCUACUUUGGAUGUUGAUUGGAAUCUGUUACCCUCUUUUUACGAUAUUUCUCUCCUAUUACCUGCAAGCCCAUGGCGCACAAUUAGGAGAUGGUAGCGCAUACCAAACGUAUCGUGAUUGGGCGAUAACCUCAGUUGUUGGUAUAUUCGGUCCAAUCUUGAGCAUGAUCAUGGUCGCAGUGCCUUGGCUGCGGUCGCGACGAUCUAUCGCUAUAACGGCUUGUCUGUGUGCGGUCUUUUCCGGAGUUUUCACGAUCGUUGUGAAUGAAGCACAGAAUCUUGCGUUCUCAUGCUUGACGGGGUUUUGGUUAAAUGCGCUAUACUCUAUUAUCUAUUCAUAUACACCUCAAGCUCUGAGUACCGAGAAUCGUGGGUUUGGCAAUGGACUGCUGAUGGCAUGCGGUCGUUUGGCUUCCCUCACUGCUCCCUUUAUCGCGACAUUUGCGGAUGUUACCAGUCCUGUGCCAUUGUUUGUAUCAUGUGGGAUGUUUCGACCAGGAGAUUAG